UGAAAUAUGACUGCACAUGGAAUAGUGAAUAAAACGAGUAGAAAAGGUUGCAAAGGAUCCAACCCUCGAGUUUUUCAGUGUGAAAGAGGCGGCCAAAGGGAACAGCUCAGCCUCACCGCCUUUGUACGGGAGCCGCAGCUCAAUGACAGAGCCCGGCUAACUUCACUGGAGCCGCAGGCCGGGGCUGCUCGGUGCAGUAAUGACGGCACGGUGGGACAAGCUGGGCUGCACGGCUCCGGCUGCUGCAGUUCAGAAGCCUGAGAAUUACGGCAGGAGAAAAGCGCCUGGCAGAGCGGCCCCUGCCCUCGCUCUCCCCGUGCCCUGUGCGGGAUGAUGUUCUCUCCCCCUCACCAACAGGAGAACACAAUGCGGUUACUGCUGGGUUUUAGUAAACAGUCCGAGGCAGAGCUGAUCCGGUUCCACACCUACUGCUUUUAGCCACACCUCACAAUUAUAAUAUGAAAAGAGAAGAAAAAAAAGAAAGAAAACAAGCAAAAGGAAUCUGGUAUGUGGCUGCGAUUCCAAAUAAUAACAACAGUGUGUGCAGGCUCAUAAAUGCUUCAGAAUUGACCAAGAGGAAGCACGUUUCACGAUGACACAAUCUUGCUGUAGUCAUUCAUCGAAGGGAACUCCCACAGGAAAAGGCAUAAAGCCGCUUAGGGAAGGCUAAGGAGCUGCUCAGCGCGAGUCAGUCAAACAUUGGGUUAGAUCCGUAACGGAGCUAAACAUGAGUACCAGCCAAGGCCCUUUCCAGUUUUUUUCUGGGUCCCUCAGGGGUAGUGCAGGGUGUGGUUUGGCCCAGCAAGGAACUUCUUACCGACCUCCAAGUGCAGACGGUGCUGCCAGCGGCACACACACCUCGCUCUCCUCCGCCAGACCCCUCUGUCUGGCUGCCGGAGGAGGGGCAUCCUGGGGAUGCUUCGGCGAGCGCCCCUGGGAAAGCAUCUUCCUGGGUGGGAAUGAGAAACAGACUAUGCAAAACCUGAAUGACCGUUUAGCUGCCUACCUGGACAAGGUCCGCUCCUUAGAAGCAGCCAACGCUCAGCUCGAAAGCUGCAUCCUAGAGUGGCACAGGACAAAGUCUCAUGGAAAGAGGCAUGACUUCAACCAGUACGAGCAAAACGUCACUGACAUGCAAAGACAGAUUGAGGAUGGCAAGAUCACCAACGCCAGUAUCCUCCUACAAAUCGAUAAUGCUAACAUGGCCUCUGAAGACUUCAGGCUCAAGUAUGAAGCAGAGAAGGCUCGGAGGCAGGGAGUGCAGUGCGAUGUUGAGAACCUGCGCAAGGAGCUCGAUGGCCUGACCAUUGUUACAACAGAUCUGGAAAUGGAAAUUGAAGGCUUGAGAGAAGAACAUAUCCUCAGGAGGAAAGACCACGAGGAGGAUAUGGAAGCAAAUCGCUCAUCGCAGGACUUCAAAGUCAAUGUAAAAGUAAACGCGCCACCUCCUGAAGACCUAGCCAAGAUUCUAGCAGAAAUAAGAGAAGAUUACGAAGCCAUAAUUGAAAAGAAUCGCCAAAGCCUUGACAGUUGGUACAAAGAACUGAGCACGGCUGUGUCCCUGGCAGCAGUUCCUAAUCCGGAACAGAUAGAGAGCAAUGAGAACGAGAUCAAGGAUCUAAGACGGACUCUGCAGUCCCUGGACAUCGAGCUGCAGGCGCAGACGAGUAAGAAACACAUGCUGGAAGACACCUUGGCUGACACUCGCAGUUAUUAUGCUGUCGCACUUCAAAACAUGCAGCAGAUCAUCUCCAAAUGUGAGGAAGAGCUAAGCCAGCUUCGUCAUGACAUCAGGCAGCAACAUAACCAAUACAGGGUUCUUCUUGGGAUUAAAACGCGCCUGGAGAAGGAAAUUUCCACUUACCGCCUGCUGCUGGAAGGGAAUGUGGACAGUAUCAUAAGAACACGUGAAUCAAAAGCUGAAGAACACGCUGAACUGACCAAUGGAAAGAUCAAAGCAAUUGUGCAUGACAGCGUGAAUGGGCAGCUGGUGUCCUCCACCAUCAACGAGAUCUACCAGCAAGACUGAAGGAGAACGUUCUGCUAGCUCCUGCGCUCCUGGCGAGCUGCUGCGUGGCCUCUGCUGGCUCCUCUGCACCUGCCAGCUGUGUGCUGGUCCCCGCUGUGUCACCUGGGGACACGCCAGUGUCACUCCUAAAGCGAUCUGCAGCCUAACAAAGUGCCACGGAGAGCUAGGCAGAGCUGGUGUUGUUAAAGAGCUUUUAGUCAUCAAAAUGCUGGAGCCAAACUACUCAAUGAAGAUGACUGUCUGAGCUGGUAAUAUAUGUAUUAUGCACGCCUCACUGGGGCACGAAUCUCCAUCUGUGGUUCAUUUACUGCUCUGCAAAUUAACUAUAAUUUAAAGUGAAUAAUCUCUUACUUUUUCUCCUUGUCUCAUGUCUCUUACCGUAUACCUCACUGCUGCCAAUAAACUCUUUUCCAUUACUUGUA
Numida meleagris (helmeted guineafowl) is the source of this 2451-nucleotide messenger RNA. RefSeq names its product keratin 23 (gene KRT23). Lineage: Eukaryota; Metazoa; Chordata; Aves; Galliformes; Numididae. Gene Ontology annotation, molecular function: structural molecule activity. The record is from RefSeq and is a predicted model, not a curated record. The coding region runs from base 728 to 2029 and encodes 433 amino acids. The transcript is spliced from 8 exons.